This is a messenger RNA of Hermetia illucens (black soldier fly), 1014 nucleotides long. Its product is annotated as single-pass membrane and coiled-coil domain-containing protein 4 homolog. The coding region runs from base 782 to 958 and encodes 58 amino acids. The transcript is spliced from 2 exons. Lineage: Eukaryota; Metazoa; Arthropoda; Insecta; Diptera; Stratiomyidae. The record is from RefSeq and is a predicted model, not a curated record.
AAUGUGCGUAAAUUUCAUUAAUAAAAGAGUAGAACAAUGUUUGAGGUUCAAAGAAAUUAGCGUUUUUACCAAAAAAAUUGUUUUUAGUGUAGAUUUGCAAUUACGAAAGUGAAAUACCGGGUACAUUUAGAACCUUUUGACAUCUCAUCAAAUUGAUAUUGAGCUGGUGCUCUAGUUUUGAUCACAUGGCAUAACUUCCCCGAUUAGUUGAAUUGUGAAAAUAUUACUGGGUCUACAUGCGCAAUUAAAUUAGUUUGAAUUUUGUAUUUUUAAUAAUUAAGAUAGAUACUAUUUAAAAAUAAAGUUAAUGAAAAGCGAUCAACCUCCCAUAUGAUGGUAGUGUAGGCAAACAAACGGGUGCAUAUAAACUCAUACAUAGCUUGUUUGUGAAGUCAAAGAAAUAGCUUCAUAAAAAACUUCAAGAGCAAAGAGUGUAAGCAAACAUCUCCGUAUGGACGAGAAUUCAAUGCUUGUAAUUACUCGGGGUAUCAUAUAAGGUGCCUUACGGAAUAUUAUAUAAUAUUAUGUUCCUAUGGAACGCCCUUAAUGUUUCUACGAAUAUUUUAAUAAUUAAGCGAUAUAUUAUGGCUGGAAUGUUCCUAAGGCAAUGAUGUAUACAAAAACCAGAAAAUGAAGCAGCAAAGCUAUUACAUAGUAGUAUCAAAUCGGCAAUGUACUGCAUGCGACUUUUAAAUGUGGGAAAAAGAUAUAUCAUUCUUAAUAACGCCUAUUUAAAUGUAGAUUAAAACAUCGUACGUAGCUGUUUUCUUCUAAUUACAGGAUGAGACAACUUAAAGGUAAAGUGAAGGAAACUAGGAAGCAAAAAAAAGAAAGAAAGGAGGAAAAUUUGAAAAUUCAUCAACAACUAACAAGCAUAGUGUUGCCAACAAUUGGAAUAGUAAUUUUUAUGGUAAUACUUUACGUUUAUGUUAAAACCAGACCGAAAUUUGAAUUAUAAAAAACCGGCGAAUCUGUUAUAUCAAUCAGUCAAUAAAUAAGGAAUUAUCUCUCACA